CACCGGUGGCGUCUAUAAAACGUUGCCUAGCAACCAAACAAACUUUUUUUCACCCAGAGAAAAAGAAGAUAAACAUAAAGAGCUGACUUGUGGACAUGUUGAGGAGUAAAAGAACGCCGCACGUUCAAGCGUUUACCGUGAAAGCCGCCAUGAAGAGCGCCGCGGAAAGGCAGGCCUCGGUAACCUCUCAAGCAAGAAUGCCAGCGAAAUGUAGCAAGCUCAAACAGGUGUCUGCUCGCCCGAUUUACUGUCAGCAAAACGGGUGACGCAAUGCACCCCCCACCCCCCCAUGUGAAGUGGCAGGCUGGUCGCCACGCAAAGGCCUUGUGUCAAAAGAGCAAGUGUGAUGGGAAGAGAUGGACUGAAAUGAAAAGCGAGAUUAACGCUUAUUGCAAGGUGGCAGGUCCCCCUCCAGCAGGGGCUUUUCAGGAGCGGCCCCCCAAACCCACCAUGUUUCGGAAGUUCUAUGAGCGAGGGGAGUUCCCCAUGGCGCUGGAGCACGACACCAAAGGCAACCGCAUCGCUUGGAAGGUGGAGAUCGAGAAGCUGGACUAUCACCACUUCCUGCCGCUGCUCUUCGACGGUUUAUGCGAGACGGUGCACCCGUACGAGUUUUUCGCCCGCCAGGGUAUCCAUGACCUGCUGGAGCACGGUGGACCCAAGAUUCAACCCGUCAUCCCGCAGCUAAUCAUUCCCAUAAAGAAUGCCUUAAACACGAGGAACCGUCAGGUGAUCUGCACGACCCUGAAAGUUCUGCAGCAUCUUGUGAUGUCCGGUGACACAGUGGGAGAAACCCUGGUGCCCUACUACCGACAGAUCCUACCCAUCCUCAACAUCUUCAAGAACAUGAACAUCAACUCGGGCGACGGCAUCGACUACAGCCAGCAGAAGAGAGAGAACGUUGGCGACCUCAUUCAGGAGACUCUGGAGGUGUUGGAGCGCUACGGCGGAGAGGACGCAUUCAUCAACAUCAAUUUUUGUGAAGGAGCACAGUUCAGGCAGGUGUCCCAUGGUGCAGUAAUGAGCGUGAAUCCUUUUUUCAUGGAAGCUGGAGACGGACCCUGUCGCAACGUGCCUGGGAAGGCCACCUGGAAUGACGGCCCUCAGCAUUCCGAGGCAAACUCGUGCUCUUAAAGAUUGUGGGAGACUUCCUCUCAACUUCAUGCGAAAGUGUUGCACUUGCUCUCGUUCCUAUCGUUACACAAUGUCGGUGGAGGUUUCCUGGAAGAUUUUCAACACAGUCCUACAGUGUGCUGUGGGUUGAAAAUAUAUGGAUAUGACAUCAAAACAUGAAUAUGAAGUAAGUACAUGGACUAUUGAGACAAUUAAUUGUGCUCAGUUACAUAUUUCAGUUUUAUCUCUCUACAGUAUAAAAAUUUAUAAUAAUGAUCACUAUAGACUGCAUCAGACAACAAAGGAUUUCCUAUGCUUGAAAAACAAGCGGUUGUGAAGUUGAAAGGCGAUGGAAAAUCAAUCAUCCUAAAAAAAAAGGAAUACCCUGAAGCUCAGUCACAAGUAUAUAAAAAAAAAAAACAGGCAGGAAUUUACCCAAAGUAAAUUAUGCUUAAUGUCUACACUCAAUUUUGGGUUUUGCUUGUGAAGAUUACGUGUAUGUGAAUUACACGUGUAAAAUAAUGUGUACAAUACAGCCAUUUGGAAACCACGUGUGUAGUAAGCAGUAUGUCAAAAUGGUAGACCAAGGAAAACACCUACUCUUGAUGAAAGAAACCUUUUUGAAAGCGUGGAAUAAAGACUCAAACUACUGUUCAUGACAUCAGCAGCAAACGUCCCGAGGGAAGGGAGCAAGGCCAUGAAGAAAAGUACAGACACAACAUGAGUAUAAGUUGCAAAACACCGGCCAGAAGAUAGGAUGACAUGACUAUACAAGAUCAUAAAGAAGACCACUCUGGAAUUUGACAAAACAAAUCAAUCGACCUUUCCGAUGGCGAUCUUAAGCGCCGCCCCCUUGCAGUGUCCCACGAGCUUCCAAAAUGGCGAUUGAACAGAACAGGUUUGAAGUCGAUUCUCUUAUCGCGUAUUCCAGAUGAUAUUGGAGUAUGGUUUUUUUGCCAAAUGUGUCAGACUUGUCCAAGAGAGGUCUCAACUAUUUCACCCAAGGAUAUGUACACGGAAUUAAGAUUUUGGACGGAGCAGGACGCAAUGUCAGAGUUACAGCGAAACGUUGGCGAUCGAUGCAAAAAAAAGUUUGACACCUCACAAACUUCAUAUUGA
This is a messenger RNA of Syngnathoides biaculeatus (alligator pipefish), 2232 nucleotides long. It is a transcript of the gene pacrg, whose product is annotated as PARK2 co-regulated. Gene Ontology annotation, molecular function: Hsp70 protein binding; Hsp90 protein binding. Bases 271 to 1134 code for a protein of 287 amino acids. The transcript is spliced from 8 exons. The record is from RefSeq and is a predicted model, not a curated record. Gene Ontology annotation, cellular component: cytosol; vesicle; neuron projection. NCBI's taxonomy places the organism in Eukaryota, Metazoa, Chordata, Actinopteri, Syngnathiformes, Syngnathidae.